This is a messenger RNA of Aspergillus tanneri, 1602 nucleotides long. RefSeq names its product tRNA-dihydrouridine synthase family protein. Lineage: Eukaryota; Fungi; Ascomycota; Eurotiomycetes; Eurotiales; Aspergillaceae. The coding region runs from base 1 to 1602 and encodes 533 amino acids. The record is from RefSeq and is a predicted model, not a curated record. Gene Ontology annotation, molecular function: tRNA dihydrouridine synthase activity; flavin adenine dinucleotide binding. Gene Ontology annotation, biological process: tRNA processing. The transcript has 2 exons.
AUGGCUGUCUCAGAUGUGCCCGCUUCGCAAAGUCAUGCACAGGCGCAAUCUGUGUCAUCAGUCUCAAAUUCAGAACCUAAGCAGAAGCUACUAGGGAGGGCAUUCUACGAGAGUUUGGGAAGUCCGAAAUAUAUUGUCGCCCCCAUGGUAGAUCGCUCAGAAUUCGCAUGGCGCAUGCUAACUCGCUCGUUCAUGUCAUCCGACGACCAAAGACCACUGCUUUCUUACUCUCCCAUGUACCAUGCACGCUUGUUCCGCGAACAAACUACCGUCCGUUUUCAGCAUUUCCGCCCCACGCGCGAUACCGAUAGCACUCCUUACCUAGAUGGAAAUCCUAACCUUGACCGGCCUCUUUUCGUCCAAUUCUGCGCAAAUGACCCAGAGGACCUAUUGGAGGCUGCACGUCAUGUGGAACCAUACUGUGAUGCCGUUGAUCUGAACCUUGGAUGUCCACAGGGGAUUGCAAAGAAGGGCCAUUAUGGAGCAUUCCUUCAGGAGGACUGGGAUCUUAUUUAUAAGUUAAUCAAUCGACUACACACGAAUCUUUCAAUACCAGUUACGGCCAAAUUUCGAAUUCUGGAAACUAAGGAGAAGACUUUGGAAUAUGCAAAGAUGAUUCUCUCGGCUGGGGCAAGUAUCAUCACACUCCACGGCCGCAGGAGAGAGCAAAAAGGACACAACACAGGCUUGGCUGAUUGGAGCUAUAUCCGUUAUAUCCGAGACAACCUACCCCCAGAGACAGUGAUAUUUGCCAAUGGAAACAACCUGAACCAUGACGACUUGGAACGUUGCCUUGAAGCAACAGGUGCGGAUGGAGUGAUGAGCGCGGAAGGAAACUUGUCGGACCCCUCGAUUUUUAGUAAACCUCCUCCAAUAGGUCGCGAGACAAGGGAAUAUUGGCGAGAUAGGAAUGGCAAAGGUGGAUAUCGGAUAGACGCAGUUCUUCGACGGUAUCUGGACGUCAUUUACAAAUAUGUCCUUGAGCAACCUAUUCCAGAGAGGAAACCUCUCUACCUCCCAUCAGAUCCAGUGGAAGAUACAUCAGAAGCAGUCUCUGAUACUUCUCCUGAUGGAGCGGAGGAUGGGCCGCCUAAGAAGAAGCAAAAGCGGGACAAGACAAAGACAAAGAGACCGAACUCCCCCAGCCUUGUCGUGAUGCAAGGACACCUCUUCCAGCUCCUUCGUCCUAUGGUUGCAAAUCACACGAACGUUCGAGAUGCCCUUGCUCGUUCAAAGCCCGGUGAUAUGUCAGCAUUCGAGCACGUUUUGUCACUUGUAGAAAAAGCAAUCAAAGAGGGUCUUCAAGAAUACGAGCAAUUCCCAGAGCGCUUUGAGGGGCCUCCUAGUCAAGAGCUGACAGGGUCCAAGGCGACAAUCGCCGAAUAUGGUAGGCCUUGGUGGAUUUGUCAACCACAUGUUCGACCCUUGCCAGAAGAAGCCAUGGAGCUCGGAGCGCUUACAGCUAAGAAAAAGAACGGCGUAAGGGAACAAAAAUCUUGUGCGGAAGCGCCUUCAGAGAAGAACACCCCUCCCGAAACUAGUGUUACUCCUCAAGACCCAACUUCAGCUACAGCAACCCCAGAUGCUUUGGUUAGCGGCUGA